Bolinopsis microptera is the source of this 4750-nucleotide messenger RNA. Its product is annotated as lysophospholipid acyltransferase 5-like. Gene Ontology annotation, molecular function: 1-acylglycerophosphocholine O-acyltransferase activity; lysophospholipid acyltransferase activity. The transcript has a single exon. Gene Ontology annotation, cellular component: membrane. NCBI's taxonomy places the organism in Eukaryota, Metazoa, Ctenophora, Tentaculata, Lobata, Bolinopsidae. Gene Ontology annotation, biological process: phosphatidylcholine biosynthetic process; lipid modification. Bases 2690 to 4009 code for a protein of 439 amino acids. The record is from RefSeq and is a predicted model, not a curated record.
GAGAAUGACUUUUUUUACCUUUGAUUUGAAUACACCAUGAGUGAUUUCAAGGUCGUUCAGUGCCAACAUCUGACGGAAUGAAUUCCAAAGGCAACUAGAUUUGUAAACGAAACUGUUUGAGGGCAUGGUUGUUAUAAGAAGAGUUUCUUUGCCGGGUCUUUUAGACAAACAGAAAAGUUCAAAUAGUGCAAUUGGUGUUCGAUAUUUAAAGACUUUAAAAAGUUCAUUGCAGCAGUGAUACGCGUAUAAAUUAUGCAAUGUCAUGAGUGAUUGACGGGCAAAAAUUGGCUUGGUGUGCUCUCUCUCAAAGAAUUUGCUCGUAAGUUUCUGUUCACUGAUAGGUCUAGUCCUAGCACAUGUCAUAAAUUUAUCAAGGUAUGCUUUUUUGUCACCAAACAUGAUACGAACACACUUUUUCUGGGCUACAAAUAGUGGUUGAAGUUUAUUAUUACUUGCACCUCCCCAAACGGUAAUGCCAUAAGAUAGGUGACUUUCAAACAGUGUGUGGUACAAGUCCUUAUGGAUAGAUGAUGGAAUUUUAUCCUUAAUCAUGUACAGCAUUUUCUAAUAUAAGAUAUUGUAUUGAUUGUUCUGUGGCAAAUUAACUGUUCUCUUACUGAUUUCUGUUCUGUGAAAGUGGCUGGAAAUGUUCUCAUUCGUGAUGCACUUACAAUGUUUCUGGGGCAAAGUUUGAAUUGAUCCCGUUUGUUGUGACAAGGAAAAGGCUCUUAUCAGGAAAGGAAUUGUUUGACAUUUCAAUGUAACAACAUCGUAUUCAUGAUCUCUAUUAUUUUCUAUAAUAUACUAGUUGUGUUGAAAGUAUUAAACAUAUACAAAUUCCUGGUUCCAGCCAAAUUUGUGAAACAGUCUCUUGUCCAAUCUUGAUUUCUUUCAAUCAUACAAUAUUGUUUGUGGGGUACAGUAAUUGUACUAUUUAUACAAAAAGACAUUUACAGAUCAAAUUCAAUUCGAAUUAACAUAUAAGCUUAUGAAAUCCUGGCAAAAACCUUUUUGCUGUCAAAAAAUAUAACAUGAUAUUGAUAAAAUGUAGGCAACUAUUGGUCAUUAUUAUAUGUAUUAAUGGAUUCACUGACAUCAGCAUAUCUCAGUCUUGCACGUUUUAAGAAUCGAAAGAAAAAUUUCCUAAAUGAAGGCAUGAAUAUCAUAUAAAUUAUAGGAUUCAUGGAUGAGUUUAAACCAACACAAAAUAUCUCUUGAAAAUUAUUAAAAUAGAAAUAACUAUCAAAUGUGAAUAGGUGUAAGGCUUUUGGAUACAAAUAGCCUACCGAGUAUAAUAUUACAGUAACAACUGGUGGCACAUUAAAUAUUAUGUACACUACAGUCACCACUAUAACAGUCAAUGUUACUUUUUUCUUUUCGUUUAUCACAUUACCAUUAAUGUUUCUUACACUCAUUUCAAGGGAUACAUUUAUAGAUUUCUUCAUAGCAUACACAGAUAAUAUGCAGCUCAAAACAAUCGGAAUGACUGGUACAAUCAGUGGUAUGAUCACCAAAAAUAGGUGUGCUAUCAACACAAUCUUUGGUGAGGUUACUACAUCUCCUAUCAUCCAGAUGCAUUUCGUGUUCAUUUCGCUGUAGUAGUAUUCAAUCUUCAUCUGAAAGUAUAAGACAGCUUUAAAGACUGAUUUUCACAAAAAAUGUAUUUAUGAACUCAGUUUUCUUUUCUGAAGGCAAUUAUUCAUAAUCAUAGGUAAUUUUAACAACUCUUUGCUAAUAAAGCUAUCCAAUCUAUACAAUCAUAGAAGAGAAUAAAACUUACUGCAAAGGGCACAGAUGCUUGUAGGAGCUGCAAAACAGUGUAAAAUAUUAUUAUUAUCAGAACAGAUUUCUUACUGAUACUUCUGAAAGGAAAUAAUAAGUACACGGUUCGAGUUACACUUAGUACCAUGACUAGAAAAACUGACAAUCUUGCUGCAACGUUCCACAGGAAUCCAUGUGCAUUACACAACAUUCUAUAAGAGAAGAAGUGUCCUCUUCUGAAGUCUAGGUCUGAAAUUCCGAUUGGAGCCAUCAUCAAGCAAGUCAAAAAGUCUAUGACUGAUAUCGAGAUGUAUAUGAUUUUGAUUACGUCCUUCUUUGAUUUCAAGAAGAAUGCCAGUGCCAUUGCGUUCCAAAUAACUCCAAAUGUUGCCAUGUACAGUGCAAGGAUUCCAUUAAAGAUAUCUAGUGAUCGUAUGACCCAUUGGGGCAUUGUUGGAUAGUAGACAGCAUUUGCUAUUGUGGCAUCUGUUAGGUGGUCAAUCAUCCCUGAUGUAAAGUUCAUAUGUGAUACUUUUUUCCCUAAGAAAUAGUUUUUGGUUAGAGUAAUUUACCUGUAGUAAGGAUUAAGAUAUAACAGCGGGAUAAAAUAAAAAUGGGCGGGUAGAAACAAUUUUGCAGUAUUAACUUUAAAAUACGCUUUGUGAACAUUGUUUUACACAUGAUGUUAGGUUUGGGAUAUUUUGCGAUGAAAUGUACAUUAUAUCACAGCUUUUGUUUAUAAUAUCUGAAAGUUAGUAAUGAAAUUUGAUGAGAAUAUAAUAAUCUGUUGCACUCAUAUUUAAAUAGGUAGAACGAUUUCUGUUCCUUCUAUAAAGUGGUUCUCAAUAUUUAUCCAAUCAAAGUUUCAUUUAUUUGAUUUAUUCUCACCAAAAUGAAAUGCUCUUAACUAAUCAUUCUUUUAUUCAGGAUGGCUAUAUUAGAAGGUCCGGUGAACCUUUUAGCCAGCAAUAUGGGCCUCCCAGUCGAUGCUGUAAGACUAGUAACGGGACUUCUCUUCUGUCAGAUCUUUGCUGUUCUCCACCGAGUAGUGAUCUCCAAGAUGUCAGAUCCCACAACUAAACGGACUAUACAUCUCCUGUUAGGACUAUUUCUGGGCUACUAUGUCUGGGAUCUUGACUGUCUGCACCACUGUGCAUCAGCUCUAGGCUUUUAUCUUAUGUUCUCCAUUUUGCCCUGGGAAUUGGCUGCCAAGCUGAACUUUUUAUAUCAGCUAGGAUACCUUGCUGUGGGCUACUACUUCAACAACUUGGUAGAAAACUACGCUAUCAACUGGACAACCUCCCAAGCUGUGGUAACCCUAAAGAUGAUCGGAAUCGGGUUUGAUUUGUGUGACCGUCAAAAGGAUGGAGUGAAACUCCCUGGAGUUAUGACGAUCCUAGGUUAUGUCUUCUUUAUGGGUACAUAUCUGGUUGGACCUUUGGACGAUUUCAAGAGAUUCGAAGCAUUCUUCAGCGAUAAGUUGUUUGACAAGGAGAAGGGUCCGGGUAUUGGAAUUGGAUUGAAGCGAGUGGCUCACGGGGUUUUCUACCUAGUUGUGUCUGUAUUGACAACAUCAUUCUUUACAACCGACUACAUGUUCACCCCACAAUUUCUAGAUCUACUGCUGCCUUUGAGGAUCCUGUACGUUACUGCCUGGGGGCACUGUGGGCUGUACAAAUACCUUGGAGUGUGGUGUAUUGCUGAAAGCGCUUGUAUGUACAUGGGUUACACCUUCAACGGCGAGGAAAAGUGGGACGGCCUCCGGAAUGUGUCCACCAACGCAUUCCACCAGUCCACCAAGCUUCAGGACAUCAUAGAAACCUGGAACAUCAACACCAGCAACUGGUGCGCGAAGCACAUCUACAAGCGCUGCAGGUUCCUGGGGAACAAGAGUCUGUCCCAGCUGAUUACCAUGUUGUUCCUCGCUACGUGGCACGGACUCCAUCUCGGUUACUUCAUCUGCUUCUUCCAGGAGUUCCUCUACUUGUUUAUGGAGAAGGGAGCCUCUACUAAUCCUCUUCUUAAACAAGUCAGUAAUGUCCUUCCUAAAUCAGUCGAGAAGCUCCUGUGUUGGCUAUAUGCCAAGUUGUUCUUGUCCUUUGCUCUUGUCGGAUUUGAACUCUACACCUUUGACAAAAUCAUGUACAUUUACGGUUCCAUCUACUACAUCUGCCCGGUUAUUGCUCUCGUUAUUAUUUCAACUAACACUAUCUUUGCCGAAAAGAUCUCAUCUGACAAAAUUGAGUAAAACUUACAAGAGUGAUAUACCGUGAACUCUUAGCGGUGAACUCUAUUUAGAGGUCUCUAAGUGAACUCUAUUUAGAGGUCUCAUUAUAAGAGUACUCCACCGUGAACUUUAGAGGUUCACUUGACCAGACUAGUAAUUACAGCUGAUUUUCCCGUUGUUCUAAUCACUGUUUUAAGAUAGGUACUUUAGAAUAUUAUGCUUAAUGGUAGUUGGCUAGAAUGUUGUACAUUUUUAAUCUGUAUAAAUCCUUUUUGUGAAAUAUAUUUUUGAACAGACUAAACCAAUGUAAUUUUUAGAUCAGCUAUUAGGAUAUAGGAUUGAAAUCAGUGCUGCUAUUUUAGGUGCAUGAUUAAAAUUAAUACGCAUGAUAACUGAUAUAUAAGUAUGAUACAAUUUUGAGCAUGGAAUUUUAAAAUGUGGGAUAAAUAAAAGACGUGUGUAAUCUAGGUUAAUUUUCAUUUUCACUUUGCUUUCUGAUUUUGCUCUUUGUUGUUGUCAAUCUUACUGUUGAGCGGCUUUUUAAUUGGGUUUCAAGCAUUUUGUAGAAUUAAAUUGUAGCCAAUUGAUUUCUAUUGCAUGCUAAGGGUGUGAUGUUUGUUUUUGAAACUGGCAGAGAAGAAUUUAAGCGUAAUUUGGGGUGUGCUAAUUUUAUCAUAAUAAGCAAGUAUUGGGGAUAAAGUAAUGCUGACUAUGAUGAAGUUGUUGUUAUUCUUUUCUUUUUAGAUCACUUCGCCGAAUAAA